AUAGAAUAGUCACAGUGACACUGAUCGAUCUCGAAAAUGUCUUCACAUAAUUCAGCCUCUGCGAACGAUCCACGUCAGCCAUCGACGGCGAAGCCCUUUGUGGCAACUCCAGUGGCUCCUCAAGAAUUGCCCAUCGAUUACGCUGGUUUCAUCGCCGUCGUUUUCGGGAUUGUCGGCGUCAUGUUCAGGUACAAGAUAUGCUCUUGGCUCGCAAUCAUAUUCUGUGCGCAGUCACUGUCGAAUAUGAGGAACAUCGAGACUGAUCUUAAGCAAAUUUCCAUGGCUAUGAUGUUUGCGAUCAUGGGCUUGGUGACAAACUACUUAGGGCCUGCUCGACCGGGCACAAAGGGUUGAGAUACCUAGAAUGGAGUCAAGAUGAACUAUGACAGUGUACCACAUUUUUUUUUUCAGGCGCUUGAUGUUGACAUUAGGUUCACAUUUUGUAGUUUUUGGGUUGGGGGCGGGAAGUGAGCUGUUAAUGAAAUUUGCUGUAUUGAAUAUGAAAAGAUACCAAAAUCCACUGAACUUCUACUGUUUUAUUUGCAAUUUAUCCAUGUUUUAUGGUUACCUCCAGUUUGUUUUCA
Molecule: messenger RNA, 584 nt
Organism: Pistacia vera
Lineage: Eukaryota; Viridiplantae; Streptophyta; Magnoliopsida; Sapindales; Anacardiaceae
Product: protein Asterix-like
Exons: 3
Coding region: 37-354 (105 amino acids)
Biological process (GO): protein insertion into ER membrane
Cellular component (GO): endoplasmic reticulum membrane
Molecular function (GO): protein folding chaperone
Source: RefSeq, a predicted model, not a curated record